CAUUUAUAUAUCUGUUCACUGGGCUACGAAGGUGUCAUUCGAUCACAGGUCUUCGUGAAGCAGUUAUCAUCGCCAGCUACUACUCAACAUGUCAGGAAGAGGUAAAGGAGGUAAAGGACUCGGAAAGGGAGGCGCCAAGCGUCAUCGCAAGGUCCUUCGUGAUAACAUCCAGGGUAUCACCAAGCCCGCUAUCCGCCGCCUGGCUCGCCGUGGUGGCGUGAAGCGUAUCUCUGGUCUGAUCUACGAGGAGACCCGUGGUGUGUUGAAGGUGUUCCUGGAGAAUGUGAUCCGCGAUGCCGUCACUUAUACCGAGCACGCCAAGAGGAAGACCGUGACCGCCAUGGAUGUGGUCUAUGCUCUGAAACGCCAGGGCCGUACUCUGUACGGAUUCGGCGGUUAAGUGCAGCUGCUACUUCAAAAGUCAAA
Messenger RNA from Engraulis encrasicolus (European anchovy), 426 nucleotides. RefSeq names its product histone H4. The coding region runs from base 89 to 400 and encodes 103 amino acids. The transcript has a single exon. Gene Ontology annotation, biological process: nucleosome assembly. Gene Ontology annotation, cellular component: nucleosome. Lineage: Eukaryota; Metazoa; Chordata; Actinopteri; Clupeiformes; Engraulidae. Gene Ontology annotation, molecular function: structural constituent of chromatin; protein heterodimerization activity; DNA binding. The record is from RefSeq and is a predicted model, not a curated record.